This is a messenger RNA of Lipotes vexillifer (Yangtze River dolphin), 1072 nucleotides long. RefSeq names its product toll interacting protein (gene TOLLIP). Lineage: Eukaryota; Metazoa; Chordata; Mammalia; Artiodactyla; Lipotidae. Bases 106 to 927 code for a protein of 273 amino acids. Gene Ontology annotation, molecular function: ubiquitin binding; ubiquitin conjugating enzyme binding. Gene Ontology annotation, cellular component: cytoplasm. The record is from RefSeq and is a predicted model, not a curated record. The transcript is spliced from 6 exons. Gene Ontology annotation, biological process: ubiquitin-dependent protein catabolic process.
CUGUGGCGGCGGCGGCCUUGCGGGGUAAUAGUUAGAUCGCGGUUCCGCGCGGAGGGUCGCCGGCGCGUCACCUCUCGGAGGGCGAGGCCUGAGGCCGGCCAGACCAUGGCGACCACCGUCAGCACGCAGCGCGGGCCGGUGUACAUCGGGGAGCUGCCUCAGGACUUCCUGCGCAUCACGCCCACGCAGCAGCAGCAGCAGAUCCAGCUGGACGCACAGGCUGCACAGCAGCUGCAGUACGGAGGGGCACUGGGCACCGUGGGCCGCCUUAGCAUCACCGUGGUGCAGGCCAAGCUGGCAAAGAACUACGGCGUGACCCGCAUGGACCCGUACUGCCGGCUGCGCCUGGGCUACGCGGUGUACGAGACGCCCACAGCCCACAACGGCGCCAAGAACCCGCGCUGGAACAAGGUCAUCCAGUGCACGGUGCCCCCGGGUGUGGACUCCUUCUACCUGGAGAUCUUCGACGAGCGAGCCUUCUCCAUGGACGACCGCAUUGCCUGGACGCACGUGACAAUCCCCGAGGCGCUGAGGCAGGGCAAGGUCGUGGACGAAUGGUACAGCCUGAGCGGGCGGCAGGGCGACGACAAGGAGGGCAUGAUCAACCUGGUCCUGUCCUACACGUCGCUGCCGGCUGCCGUGAUGAUGCCGCCUCAGCCCGUGGUCCUGAUGCCCACUGUGUACCGGCAGGGCGUCGGCUACGUGCCCAUCACAGGGAUGCCCGCCGUGUGCAGCCCCGGCAUGGUGCCUGUGGCCCUGCCCCCAGCCGUGAGCGCCCAGCCCCGCUGUAGCGAGGAGGACCUGAAGGCCAUCCAGGACAUGUUCCCCAACAUGGACCGGGAGGUGAUCCGCUCUGUGCUGGAGGCCCAGCGGGGCAGCAAGGAUGCGGCCAUCAACUCCCUGCUGCAGAUGGGCGAGGAGUCCUAGAUGUGCCCCCGCUGCCAGCCCGCCUGCCCGCCUGCCCGCCCAGCUCCCAGGAGUACCGUCCCCAGCAGAUCCCCGUGAACGCGCCCUGCGUAGCCCCUUCCUCGGACGUCUGUGUAGCCCAGUCCACGCCCCUGUUCGGGAUGCA